AUCCGUAUCCUCGUCUGUAACUCACAGAGUCGCUUUUAUGUUAUAAAAAAUGAAAUAAUAUUAGAUACUUGUGUUAAUCGAAUUUGAAAAUUUGGAUAAAUCGGACUAUGGCGUUUGUAGCGCGAAAAACCUUUCCUUACGAAAAGCCUUCAACAUGGUUUCCAGGCCAUAUGCAUAAAACUCUAAAAAAAUUGCAAUUACUUUCAUCGAAAACAGAUAUACUAGUUGAAGUUCGGGAUGCUCGUAUCCCUUUGACCUCAAGGAAUUUUGCAGUAGAGUCGAUUUUGAGAAAGAAAAAUCGAAUUAUUGUUUACAACAAAUGUGAUUUAGCUAUUCCAUUCGAUAAAUCUGUUCCGAGUUUUCGUCAUGAAAUGACACGUCUCCAACAGUCUUUUCAAUAUAUGCAAGACUGGUUCCAGCAGUCUCGGAGAGACACAUUGAAAACGGUAGAUACUUCUGCCUAUGUAUCUUCAAUACCUCUCUAUGGAAAGAAAUUGUUAAAAAAGAUUCGGAGUAUGUCAGUUCAUGGACUUACCAACAAUGAACGCGUACACGUAUACUUCGUUGGAAUGCCAAACACAGGGAAAAGCAGCAUUUUAAAUUCUUUACGACAUGUAAGUUUGCGCCGUAGUAAAGCUGCAAUAACCGGAAAUCACCCAGGUGUUACGAAACACUUUAGCGAAGUUGUCAGGUUGCUAGAUGAUGCCGAGGUGUUCAUGCUUGAUACUCCAGGUAUCAUGACUCCGUCCAUCGCUUCACCAGAAGAUAUGCUGAAGCUGUCUUUAGUUGGAUGUGUCAAGGAAGGAUUAAUUGACUCUGUGACUUUGGUGGAUUAUUUGCUGUUUCGAAUCAAUCUAGUUGACCCUUCCAUUUAUUCAAAAUGGUCUCCGCCUACUAAUGAUGUGGACGAAUUUUUAGAAAAUGUAGCCCAAAGAACAGGCAAACUGUCUAAAGGGGGAGGGUACAAUGACAAUACCGUCUCUGCUUAUGUACUUCAAACUUAUCGGUCUGGAAAGCUUGGAAGGUUUUUGUUGGAUCCAAUCGACAAGCUUAGUAUGGAGCUACGACUACAACGUGAAUUAACUAAAAGCCAAAAAAAAUAAAAAAUAAUUUUUUUUUUGUUUUUACUGACAACGGCAUUGUAACUUGACUAAGUAACUAGUGAAGAAUACGUGUCAAGGGUCAUAUUCCAUCAAUGUGUAUUCUUACUUUUAAUUAACUAAGUGAUAACUGUACUAUCCAAUUUAUCAAUGCAGCACCAUGCGAGUAAACCAUAACUUGCGUUUUC
Molecule: messenger RNA, 1288 nt
Organism: Schizosaccharomyces octosporus yFS286
Lineage: Eukaryota; Fungi; Ascomycota; Schizosaccharomycetes; Schizosaccharomycetales; Schizosaccharomycetaceae
Product: GTPase
Exons: 2
Coding region: 108-1103 (331 amino acids)
Cellular component (GO): mitochondrion
Molecular function (GO): GTPase activity; GTP binding
Source: RefSeq, a predicted model, not a curated record